AUUGCCCAGUUAAUCAAAGUAGUGCAACAACCCGGAAUAGAUCAGUAAUUUGUGCACUAAAGCAAUUGUCACUCUGCCAAGGUUAAUCUGAACUUGGAGGUCACUGAGUUUAUAUCGAAACUCAAUUAAAACAACGAAGCUUGAUGGCGACUGACGAUAUUGGGAGAGAAGUCGCAACGAAUAACCAAGUAGCUCAGGAUAUGAUAUGGAAAGGCCAUUGUGAGCUAGAGCAAAGAAGCACCAAAAACUACAACUCAAAGUGGGGCUUUCUACAAGGUCCAGUUGAGAAUUUUGUAAAGGAAGAUUUGGAUAAAUUGGUUGAUCCCAAUCGGCCGAACUGGAGAGAGAUGGCGAAGGACAAAUUGGUAGAGCCCAAGGUUGAGAGCAGUCAGCUAAAAGUACUUCCGUCGCCAAAACCUGUCCCACUUACAACUUCUGGUAUGAUUGGAUGGCGGGCGGUGGAUCACAGAAACUGGCCAGAUAGAUACGGUCGCUACGUGGCGCCAAGAACCAAUAUUUUCAAGCAACUAAACUGGCCUAGUGACGUUGCCCUAUGA
Molecule: messenger RNA, 557 nt
Organism: Dicrocoelium dendriticum
Lineage: Eukaryota; Metazoa; Platyhelminthes; Trematoda; Plagiorchiida; Dicrocoeliidae
Source: the annotation of a GenBank genome assembly